Molecule: messenger RNA, 840 nt
Organism: Onychostruthus taczanowskii (white-rumped snowfinch)
Lineage: Eukaryota; Metazoa; Chordata; Aves; Passeriformes; Passeridae
Gene: CTRL
Product: chymotrypsin like
Exons: 7
Coding region: 1-840 (279 amino acids)
Biological process (GO): proteolysis
Molecular function (GO): serine-type endopeptidase activity
Source: RefSeq, a predicted model, not a curated record
AUGGCAUUCCUGUGGGUAGUUGCCUGUCUGGCCCUUGCCAGCGCCGUCUCAGUCCUGAGCUUUUGGGUCACCCUUGUCCCCUGUGCCUCUCCUGCAGGCUGCGGGGUGCCUGCCAUCAGUCCCUCGGUGGCCUACAGCGAGAGGAUUGUCAACGGGCAGAAUGCUGUGCCCGGCUCAUGGCCCUGGCAGGUGUCCCUGCAGACCACCACAGGAUCCCACUUCUGCGGCGGCUCCUUGAUCAACCAGUACUGGGUCGUCACAGCUGCCCACUGCAACUUCAACCCUCGUGCCCACGUUGUGGUCCUCGGGGAAUACAGCCUCGCUUCCAACGCCGAGGCCGUUCAAGUGAAGACCGUGUCCAGGGCCAUCACCAACCCCGGCUGGAACCCCAACACCAUGGACAAUGACAUCACCCUGCUGAGGCUGUCCACGCCCGCCCAGCUGGGAGCCCGUGUGUCCACAAUCUGCCUGGCCCCUGCCAACCUGGUUCUGCCCUCCAACGCCUGGGCUGUCACCACCGGCUGGGGACGCACCAACCCCAACUCCCAAGCCUUGGCAGCAGUCCUGCAGCAGGUGACCGUGCCCCUGAUCUCCCAGAGCCAGUGCAUGCAGUACUGGGGCAGUCGCAUCACCAGCGCCAUGAUCUGUGCCGGUGGGGCUGGUGCCACCUCCUGCCAGGGUGACUCUGGUGGACCUCUGGUGUACCAGACUGGGAAUGGCUGGACCUUGAUUGGCAUUGUCUCCUGGGGAACCUCCAACUGCAACAUCAACACGCCGGCCAUGUACACUCGUGUCAGCCAGUUCCGUAACUGGAUCGACGCCGUCGUUGCUCAGGGGUAA